Messenger RNA from Tetrahymena thermophila SB210, 1170 nucleotides. Its product is annotated as tetratricopeptide repeat protein. NCBI's taxonomy places the organism in Eukaryota, Ciliophora, Oligohymenophorea, Hymenostomatida, Tetrahymenidae. The transcript has a single exon. The record is from RefSeq and is a predicted model, not a curated record. Gene Ontology annotation, molecular function: protein binding.
AUGGUUUUGAAUAAUUUUUCUUAAGGCAUUUAAAACUACAAUGAGAGCAAAUAUAAUGAAGCCAUAAAAUUCUUAGAUUUAGCAAUUGUUGAAAAUAAUAAAAAUCCAGGAGUCUACUUUUAUAAAGGUUGUGCUCUUAAGAAUUUAAAGAAAUAUAAAGAAGCUAUCGAUUGUUUCAACUUAUGUUUAGAAAUAUAUCCAAAAUAUGUGAACGCAUUAGUAGAAAAGGGUUAUGCCUUCCUAAAUUUAGGUUUACAAGCAGAAGCAAGAUAAUGCUUUGAUUAAGUUGUAAUUUUAGAUCCGACAGCUAAUAGAUAUUAGUAACUAGGUUUAUAGUUUUUGUUUUUAGGAGAGACAUAGAUGGCAAAUAAUUAUUUUUAAAAAGUGAUUUAGAUACACCCUAAACCAGUUGAAGCAUUAAUAUAUUAAGGAAUUACUUAAAUAAUACUAAAAAAUUUGGAAAAAGCAUCCGCUAUCUUCAGGAAUGUGCUAGAAUUAGAUAAUUAAAAUACAAUCGCUCAAUGUUUCUUAGGUUAUAUUUUUAAUUUAUAAUCUAAAUUAGAAAAUGCUUUAGAAAUAUUCAAAAGAGUAAUCGAAUAAGAUAAAAAUUAAUUUUUUGGCUACUUAUUUAGAGCUCAGGUUUAUUUAUAUGAGAAAUAAUACAAGUAAGCCAGUGAAGAUCUAGAGUUCACUUUGGAGCUUUUAUAAGAAGAUAAAUAUCCGUUUUUACUUAACGAAAAUAUAAAGGAAAUACAAAAAUAUAUUUUGCAAUUUUAAAAUAUUUAAAAAAUGAGUGAUCAGCUUUAAGAAUAAAUAGAUAAUAAUAAUAAUUUUAAUCAAGACUAGAAAAACUUGGCUAAAAGAUUUUUCGACAAAAUUAAUUUAACUACCUCAUAAAAUAUUUUAUAAAAAAUUGAUUAAAUUUUUGUUUUUAAUGUAGAUAAAUUUAAUAUAACUUAGCAAUUAUUAUAUAGCAAACCUUAGUAAAAUUUACACUAAAUUAGUACAUUAUUGAAAUCAAUUUUGCAAAUAUCGAAGAAUAAUGAUAUAAACUCAAAUAUUUUUGAACCUAUUUAAACCUACCUAAAAGAAAAUUCAGAAAAAGCAUCAUCACCUAAUAAAAAUUAAAUAAAAAAAAAUACUUCCAUUUGUGCUUGUAACAUUUUUUGA